This is a messenger RNA of Linderina pennispora, 2296 nucleotides long. RefSeq names its product RNA-binding domain-containing protein. Gene Ontology annotation, molecular function: metal ion transmembrane transporter activity; RNA binding. NCBI's taxonomy places the organism in Eukaryota, Fungi, Kickxellomycota, Kickxellomycetes, Kickxellales, Kickxellaceae. Bases 41 to 2296 code for a protein of 751 amino acids. Gene Ontology annotation, biological process: mRNA splicing, via spliceosome; metal ion transport. The record is from RefSeq and is a predicted model, not a curated record. The transcript is spliced from 9 exons. Gene Ontology annotation, cellular component: membrane; nucleus; U2AF complex.
CCACACAUUCAGCGAACGCAGCAGGUAUUUACAAUAGAAAAUGUCGCAAGAAAUCAACGUGGAGGAACUUCUCGAUGCGCCAUUCAAGCGGGAAACAGAGGUAAAUGCAAAGCUGAAUGCCUCCUCCCCGACUGCAACGAAGACAAGACCGAGGACCGGCACGUGGAUCCCCGGCGUAUUCGCGGUCGCGGCUCCAGCCGUGGCCAUCGGCGUAGCAGCCGUCGCCGUAGCCGCACGCGUAGUCGGUCGCGCAGCCGGUCGCGCAGCCGGUCGGGCAGUCGACGCUACCGAAGCAGAUACUACGGCGACGAUGACGACGACAUCGGCGGUACGGCAGCAGAUUACCGGCGACGACGACGAUGACCGGUAUUACCGUCGGUCGAGCCGGUAUAGCGAUGAUCGGAGCGAAUAUAGGCGGCCAUCGAGCCGGCGGCAGUCCACGGUCGCCAUCGCGGUCGAAUGGGCGCCGGCGCAGUCCAAUGCAACGCGAUCUCCGUCGCCGGCGGUGGACGAUGCUGAUCGGGACCUGCGCACAGUGUUUGCGAUGCAGCUGUCGGCAAACUUGACGCGGCGCGACCUGAUGGAAUUCUUCGCCAAGGCGGGGCGUGUGCGUGAUGCGCAUAUAGUGUCCGACAAGGGGUCACGGCGGUCACGCGGUGUCGCCUACGUCGAGUUUUAUUCGAUCGAAUCGGCGAUGAAGGCUGUUGAACUCAGCAACGAGCGGCUGCUGGGCGUGCCGAUUAUUGUGCAGCCGUCGGAGGCCGAGAAGAACCGUCAGGCGUCGCUGAAGCAGUACAGUGCGGCGGGCGUGCCGAUGAACCGGACCACGCCGAUCAACAGCAUGAUCCAUGUCGACGGACUGGUGGUCAACAUGGAGUCGAGUGAUCUGCGCAUGAUCUUUGAGCAGUUCGGGCCUGUAGUCCACUGCCGCGUCAUGCAGGCACGCGAUGCCAAGGGCGAUGUCAUCGAAAAUGAAUGGGCUGCGGCAGUCAACCUGCGCGUGCGCAUGGCGACCAAGACUGAGCUGGAGCGCGAGGAGACGCUGGCGCGUAGCGAGGUCAGCAAGCUUGUUGCUGGAAGCGGAAUUUCCCCAGCUACUGUGCCCGCGGCUCGCUCUACUGCGCCUGGCACCCCUGCAGAGACGGAAAGUGCUAUCAGGUCUGUAGCAGUGCUGCUGACAAAUAUGUUUGAUCCGGCUGAGGAGACCGAGCCAACGUGGGUCGAAGACCUGAGCGACGACGUGCGUGACGAGUGCGUAAAGUACGGCCGGGUCGAGCGAGUGUUUGUGGAUCGCGAGUCGUGCGGCAAUAUCUAUCUCAAGUUUGCCGACGAGGAAGCGGCGGAGCUGGCGCGCAAGGCCAUGAACCACCGGUGGUUUGGCGGGCGACAGGUGGUUGCGCAGUUCAUUCCGGUAGAGCGCUUCGAGGACGCUGUGUCACUACCCAGCCUUUAUCGCAGUACUGGUGCAGGCACUGCGGGCAUUUUUCAAAGGGUGCUAUUUCUGUUCUCCUUUCGAUUUUUUAUUUCGCAGUCUCGCAUUCCUUUCUUCAUACACUACAUUCAUAUUGCAAUGAGUACCACACAGAGCUUGAAUAGCAGUGGCAGCAGAGUGUGCGGCACAGAAAGCGUCGAGCCGGCCACUGUCGCGACCCCACAGAUUUUUAAGGACGCAGACACGGAGACACAGCCGUUGUUGGGUGGCACGCGAAACAAAAGUGGUGGCUAUAGCACAGCACUCUCGCGCGAGUUCACCGUUGGCCCAAACCAGCAGCGACUCCGAGGAGAGCGAGAGCGAGCGCGAGUACGAGGCCGUAGACAUUGGCUUGUACGAGGAUACGUUUUCGUUCCGCAAGCUGUGAGGUCAAUAGCGUAUGUGGACCCAGGAAAUGUGUGCAGCGACCUGCACUGCGGCGCAGUAGCUGGGUACAAGCUGAUCUGGCUCCUGUUCCUUACCCAUGCCCUGGGCCUGUACAUUCAGACGCUUUCAGCGCGCAUUGGCACAGUGACGGGCAAGAACCUUGCACAGCACUGCCGCAUGCGGUUCGGUGUGGGCAGGGAUCCUGCUGGCUGCUGUGCUGAGCUAUGUGAUUCUGGGGAUCCAGAAAUUCGGCGUGCGCAAGGUCGAGGCUCUGUUUGUGGCAUGAUUGCGGUUAUGUGCGGGUGCUUUGGAUUCGAGGUGUUCUUGGCCAAGCCCGACAUUCGCCAGGAUCGCCAUAGGGCUUUCUGGUCCCAGAGAAUCGCGCAAUGCAAUGUGCAGGCCGUCGGCAUUGGUGGGCGCGGUGAAUCUGCCGCAUAA